AUGAAUACAACACCCACCAUGUCCUUAGAGAGAAGUUUUACGAGCCUGACAAACACCCUUCUCUCUUCACCGACGACGUCGCCAGUAAAAAAGACCAACAUUAAUAUCUCUAGUUCAACAUUUGUAACAAAUGAUCUACAACAAAGACCAAAACCCGGACUCUCGAGCAAGGAGAAGGAAAUUGUACAAAAGAUAAAAUUGCAAAAGAAUAUUCCAUCGGGAUUGCUUUUGGCAGCAAGUUUUACUUCAGCGGAAGAAGUCAUUGAGAAAAAUCUUCUACAAGUAGAUGAAGAGCAGAAAGUAUCUCUCUCCUUGGAAGAUAUUCAAGCAUUGUUCAAAGCAAAAUGCGUAGAUCAAAAUCUGCAAUACAUUCCAGAACGAGAGGAUAGAUUUAUUGAUUUAAUACAAAAAAAUUGUAGUGGACUACUUUUUUCUUUAAGAGAGCAUGGUCUUGCAGACGAAGCAGCUAAAGCGUUAAGGAAAAUUCUCGCAAAUAAUAGAAGUUAUACUAUUCUGGAUCUUUGUGGAAACAGGUUGAGAGACACUGGUACUAUCGAACUAGCGCCUCUGCUUGAAGACAAUCAAACAAUUGUUAGAUUGGACUUAAGAUCCAAUGAUAUUGGAGGAAAGGGUGCAAAAGCAUUGUUCAACUCUUUACUAUAUAAUCAGACGUUGACGAGCUUAGACCUAUCGGGGUUGAGUGGUAUCAAUAGAAAUCACAUUAGCACGAAAGGAGCCAAGCACUUGAGCGAAUUGCUACAACAAAAUCAAACUCUUUGUCAACUCAAUUUGGCAAGUAAUGGAAUGGGAGCAGAUGGUGUCAAAAUACUUUGUAAGGGGUUAGUGGAUAACUUUUCCUUAACAGAGUUAGAUAUUAGCUCCAACAACAUUGGUACGGCAGGUUGUGAAUCUCUUGCACGAGUGUUAGACAGAACUAAUCUUCAAAAACUGUCAAUGGAGCGAAAUCAAAUUGGUAAUAAGGGAGUUUUUGUGAUGUGCGAGAAAAUGAAAACGAUGCUAACGCCAACGUUGACUUAUUGGGAUCUAUCUGAGAACAGAAUUACAAGCGAAGGUGUGGAGGUAUUGGUAGAUAUGCUGAAAAUAGACAAAAGUUUGAAAACAUUAAGAAUUGAAUGUAACGAAUUUGGUGAUAAGGGAGCUGAAGAUUUUGCACAACUACUUGAGGUGAACAAGACCCUUAAAAAGCUGAUGCUUGGAGAAAACGCAAUUGGAGAUGAGGGAGCUAAGGAGAUUGGAAAAGGUUUAUCACUGAACAGAACUUUAAAAACUCUGCUACUGAACAACAAUCUUAUCAAAGACACAGGCGCAAAGAAAAUUAUACGAGGUUUAAGCACUGGAACUAAAUUGAAACAUUUAGAUUUAUCCCACAACCGUAUUGGCGAUAGAGCAGGAGUUGAAAUUGCUCGCAUGUUGACAACGAAUGAAACCUUACGAACUCUCAAUUUAAAACAAAAUGAGCUGAAAACAUCAGGAGAUCAAAUUUCAGAUGCCAUGAGAAAGAACUUCACCUUGAUUAACUUUGAUUUUUCGUUCAAUGAUUUUAGCUACAAAAGCUUUAGUUAUAUUUCAGAAGCGUUGAAACGAAAUGAAAAGUUGCUGAAAUCAAACGAAGUCGAAAGGUUGAAAAAGAAAAUAGAGCUUCUUCAGGAUACAGAACUUCGAUUAGCUGAAGUGAGUGAUAACUUGGAAAAAGAAAAAGAAGAAGAAGUUAUGUUGUACAGAGAAUUAGAAGAUUCUGAAUAUGAACUUCAACGAGUGAGGCAACAAAGCCAGCAACAGUUAGAUAGACUUCAAGAAGAGCUUGAAGCCAAGAAAACUCUAACGUUUGAGAAAGAAAAGGAAUACAGAACCUUAGUUGAAGGUAUACAAGAAGAAAAGGAUUUAUUCGAAGAUAGAUGCAGGGAAAUUAUUGAUAAAACCGAUUCUGAACGGAGACGAGUAGAAGAAUUGAAAAAGACCAAGCAAGCAAUGGACAGAGAGAUUGCAGAGCAGCUCAAGCUUUUGGCAAAUGAAACAGUACCUCUUCUUGAGAGUUUAAAAACGGAAGAAAAUAAUUUUAACAAGGAGAAGCAAAAAACAGCUGUCGCAGAGAAAGAGCUAUAUUCACUGGCACGAAGAGUUCAAAAACUAAGUGACGAAUUGUAUCCUCAAGAAGUAGUUAAGGAAGAGAUUGACUCAAGGCCAUCAACAUCCUCAGGAAGAAGACCUUCGGUGAAAGACAGUUCGCGAACCUCCACAAAACAAUCAUCCGCCUCAAGGUCACGCAGAUAA
Molecule: messenger RNA, 2292 nt
Organism: Naegleria lovaniensis
Lineage: Eukaryota; Heterolobosea; Eutetramitea; Acrasida; Naegleriidae
Exons: 1
Coding region: 1-2292 (763 amino acids)
Biological process (GO): activation of GTPase activity; nucleocytoplasmic transport
Cellular component (GO): perinuclear region of cytoplasm; cytosol; nucleus
Molecular function (GO): GTPase activator activity; small GTPase binding
Source: RefSeq, a predicted model, not a curated record